This is a messenger RNA of Drosophila eugracilis, 743 nucleotides long. RefSeq lists its product as uncharacterized. The coding region runs from base 183 to 743 and encodes 186 amino acids. The transcript is spliced from 3 exons. The record is from RefSeq and is a predicted model, not a curated record. NCBI's taxonomy places the organism in Eukaryota, Metazoa, Arthropoda, Insecta, Diptera, Drosophilidae.
CGUCCAUGCAUAGAACAUGUCUUAAUAUAGCAUUACAUUUUAAACAGUAAAUGCUGUUAAGAGCUAAAUAAUUCAGCUCAUUAAAAGUCAAUCACUUCGUUAAUUGCAUAUACAAUCAAAGUAAUAUCCAUAAUUUUUAAGCGUUGAUUUGUUAUUUAGUCCGCAAAAAGUAGUCCGCUGAGAUGAACGUCAAAAGGCUUUUAAUAUUGAUUGAAGUGUUUUUGGGGACUGCACUGCUGGCCGAAGUCCGUGCAGAGAUGAAUGCCUACAUGACAAAACUGGAAUGCAUUAAUUACCUGCCAGAAUUGAUAACUAACGUUAGUUGCUAUCUAAACAAAACAGCUGCACAAACGAACAAAAGAACUGCCUCAUUAUAUAUAGAGUUCGCGUUGACCCAAGAUGUUCGAGACGUUGAAGGCGUUUACGUAUUGACCAUGAAAAGAGGUUCCCACUUGACCAACUUUACUACCCUUAAGCUAGACUAUUGUCAUUUGUUAUCGAGUGUUGAGUCGCAGUUUUUACUGCGGAUGGUCACCACUCAGGUUCGCAGAGUUGGCAAUUUGCCACUGGAAUGCCCUUUUAAGGGGAAUCAACAAUAUUAUAUAAGGGGAUUUACCAUCAAUUCAAAACUUAUUCCCAGCUACUUGCCCGAAGUGAAUUUUAUUUCGGACGCCCAAAUAAAUCUCAAGGAUCGCAAGGCAUGUCGAAUAAUUAUCCAUGGCCGCCUUUUCCGUCGUCAUUAA